AUGUCUUUUAUUGGUUCUAUCGUAACUUUACGCUCAUUGGCAUUAGUGCUGCUUCUUCCGCCUCUACUAUGGCACUCAACAACUAGAAAUACUCCCGCAGUCAUCCUUAUAACAUGGUUAGUGCUUAUGAAUAUCAAGGGAAUUGUGGAUACAUCGGUAUGGGGAGGGGCCGAUUUUGAUGAACAAUGGCAUGGCUACGUUUGGUGUGAUUUUAUGGUGAGAUUGCAGGUCGGCGCCAACAUUGGUGUGUCUUGCGCUGUCGCUAACAUUGCGUAUAAUUUACACGUGAUAUUAAAGGCGAACGAUGUGCUACCUGACGCCAAGUCGGGGAGGAAACUAUUCGUUGAUUUAUGCUUCUGCUUACUGAUACCAUUCCUGGUAAUGCUUGGGUUGUAUUUUGUGCAGGUUUACCGUUAUGGUAUUUUCCAAUACAAUGGGUGUCAGCCAAUCCUAACACCUACGUGGGCCACGGUUUUAUUUUACACAAUGUGGAUGCCAUUGUGCUCGCUAGUCGGUUUUGUUUACGCUCUGCUAUUGUUGCGGGUGUUCUAUAAGAAGCGGAAGGACGUCAGAGAUAUUCUACAUUGCACCAAUUCCGGACUAAAUCUUUCAAGAUUUGCACGGUUGCUAACCUUCUGCUUGUGUAUCAUCCUCAUAAUGUUUCCCUUCUCGCUGUACUCGUUUAUUAGCGAGCUGGAGUAUGUGGACGGUGGCUACGACUUCGGUCUGCUCGCUACUUCACCAACGAGGAGCGAAGUGCUAUUCGAGCCUUCCACCCCCUCCUAUGACACAUGGCUCUACAUUACAAUGUCAUAUCUUGUUUUCCUAAUAUUCGGUCUCGGCUCUGACGCAGUUAAGCUGUACGCCAAGUGCGCAAGAGCACUUGGCGCAGGCGUUAUAUUGGACAGAUUAAACCGCUACUUACGCAACAACUCCAAUUCUCGUAUGUCGAGGCUCACGAAACAAUUCCUCUCCAAGCAAACACACUCCGAUUUCUACACCGGCACAAUGAGUGACUCCUCCGGCAUGCAUGGGGACAUAAAGACAGUUCAGACUACACCAACAAACUUUGUAAUUGACUACAGACUACCGCAGGACUUUAAAAGGCAAGAAAGACGCCGUAGAAAGGGAGCGAUGGUCGCCGACGUUAUACAGGGUCACCAUGCCGUCUCUUUUGAAGAUAUGAUGAAAUCCGUUAAUGACGAAAUAGACUUUAGCCAACCUGUUGAUACAUCACCUUUUACGGAAGUUGCUUAUAGUGAAAUAUCGGCUUUUGACAAGUCCGUUAAAGAGGUGGACGAAACGAUUAGUCUUGAAAGCGGUUCUACCCGAAACGAGAAAUGA
Molecule: messenger RNA, 1344 nt
Organism: Eremothecium sinecaudum
Lineage: Eukaryota; Fungi; Ascomycota; Saccharomycetes; Saccharomycetales; Saccharomycetaceae
Gene: STE3
Product: Ste3p
Exons: 1
Coding region: 1-1344 (447 amino acids)
Biological process (GO): G protein-coupled receptor signaling pathway
Cellular component (GO): membrane
Molecular function (GO): mating-type factor pheromone receptor activity
Source: RefSeq, a predicted model, not a curated record